Messenger RNA from Magnusiomyces paraingens, 606 nucleotides. RefSeq lists its product as uncharacterized. Lineage: Eukaryota; Fungi; Ascomycota; Dipodascomycetes; Dipodascales; Dipodascaceae. The record is from RefSeq and is a predicted model, not a curated record. The transcript has 2 exons. Bases 1 to 606 code for a protein of 201 amino acids.
AUGAUUCGACCCAGGAUCGAACUGGGGACGUUCUGCCUGACAGAAUACUUUUACACUCCUCCAGGAGACGAUGGAAUUACUGGCAAAGUUUUAAAGAUGGCAUGGCUGAAUAAAGACUUUAAGGAAAGGUUUUUCAAGCUUCUCCAAGCUUGUGUGAAGUUUGGAUACCACCCAAAAGUCUGGAGACAUGGCAUUAUUGUUGUUAUACCUAAACCUAAGAAACCUGACUAUUCAAAGCCAAGAGCAUACCGACCAAUUUCCUUACUUAAGAUUCCAUCUAAAGUACUGGAAAAAAUUAUACAAAAAAGAAUGACCAAGCUUACAACACACUUACUUCCACCAGAGCAAUAUGGGGGAAGACAAGGUUAUUGUGCUACUGAUGCUGUUUUGGAACUUGUCCAAAGAAUUGAAACUAGUAAAGAAAAAAUUUCAGCUAUGCUCAUUGAUAUUCAAGGAGCUUUUGAUAAUGUUAACAGAAAUAUAUUGGCACACACAAUGGAGGAUAUGAAACUACCCAAAGCACUUAUAAACUGGACGUACCAAUUUGUAAGUGAAAGAGAAGCUAGUAUGCUCAUGGACCGAAGAAAGGAUCAGUGCAAAAAUUAG